AUGACAGGCGAAAAUAUUUGUAAAUCUGAAGCAUGCUCAAUUCAAAACUGUUUAAAUGCCAAUAACUAUGAUGAAACCAAAUGCUCCAAGGCUAUAGAUAACCUUUAUCUUUGUUGCAAAGAAUUCUAUAAAACAACUGGAACUUCGGCUACAACAACUUGUUGUCCAAUAUUCGAAAAGCUUCAAAUUAAAUUAAAGCAAAGAAAACUUGGAGAAAUUGAUACUAAGCCGCUAACAGAUCAUCUGGGAUGA
Messenger RNA from [Candida] anglica, 252 nucleotides. Lineage: Eukaryota; Fungi; Ascomycota; Pichiomycetes; Serinales; Debaryomycetaceae. The record is from the annotation of a GenBank genome assembly.